UCAACUUUAUUGAUACACAAAUUAUAUCUAUCUAUCUAUCUCAUUAUCCUUCCUCUAUAUAAUUUACCUAAUUUGGAUUCAAACAACCUUAAUUAUCUCUCUUUAAUGGCAAUGUUUCCAUUGCUGGUUCUAAAUCUCCGACCUUAAUUUAUUUAUUUAUUAAUUAAAAAAAGGUGAAUUAAUUAACCAGCAAUGGAAGAGCCACAAUCAUCAUCACCACCACCAGCACCAGCUCCACCCACAACUCCUUUAUCCCUGGUAAAGCCUUCCUCGAAAAACGAUAAAAAACGUCCCGUAAAAAUCUUUAGAGCCUUUCGUAAUGUGUUGCGAUCCUUCCCUAUUAUUACACCCGUAUGUAAACUCCCUUCCCUCCCCGGUGGCCGGAUACCCGAAACUAAAGUGGGUGUAUCCGGCACGUUGUUUGGGUAUAGAAAAGGCCGUGUUAGCCUUUCUAUUCAGGAAAAUCCAGGAACCCUGCCUACGCUGGUAAUUGACCUAGCCAUGCAAACGAACACGUUGCAGAAGGAAAUGAGCCUUGGGAUGGUUCGUAUCGCGUUGGAAUGCGAAAAAAGACCUGAUAAUAAGGAGAAAAUGAAACUUCUAGAUGAGCCAUGUUGGACUAUGUUUGUAAAUGGUAAAAAAUGUGGUUAUUGUUCAAAGAGAGAUGCCACGGAAGAAGACCUCCAUCUUAUGGAGGUACUUAAGGCGGUGUCGAUGGGGGCAGGCGUCCUGCCCCCAAAGACCGAUGUACAAGGACAAGUGGACGAUGAAAUGGCCUAUAUGAGGGCACAUUUUGAACGAGUGGUCGGAUCAAAAGACUCAGAAACCUUAUAUAUGUUGAGCCCAGAUGGAAAAAGUGAACCUGAAUUGAGUAUUUUCUUUGUGAGGAUAUGAAUAUAUAUAUAUACAAUCAUUGUAAAAUGUUUUUGUUAGUUUUGUAGAUAUAUUAAUUUGUAUCUUUGUAGGUGGGGGAAUUGUUGAACAAUUUGGUGUACAGAGUUAAAAAAACAUUCAAAGGUUCUUAGGAUUAUCUAAUUUUAGAUUUUUAUUUUUUUACACAAUUUUCAUGUUUUGCUUUGUUGAUCAAUACUUAUUCAUUUUAGGUUUGAUUAA
Solanum pennellii is the source of this 1113-nucleotide messenger RNA. RefSeq names its product protein MIZU-KUSSEI 1. Gene Ontology annotation, biological process: hydrotropism. The record is from RefSeq and is a predicted model, not a curated record. The transcript has a single exon. NCBI's taxonomy places the organism in Eukaryota, Viridiplantae, Streptophyta, Magnoliopsida, Solanales, Solanaceae. The coding region runs from base 193 to 894 and encodes 233 amino acids.